UUGCAGUCACAGCAAACACUUAACGGCCUGCAAGCACAACAAAAAAGAAAAAGAAAAUAAAAUAGCAAAUGGAUUACAAGGCGGAGCCCUGUGUUACGGCGCACAGCCCGUUCGAUGCGGCGAGUGACAGCCAGGAGCUGCGCAGCGCUAUGCGUGGCCUGGGCACAGACGAGCAGCAAAUCAUCGACAUCCUGACCACACGCAACAACGCACAGCGCCAGCUGAUUAGCGCCACCUAUGCGGCGGAAUUUGAAAGAGAUCUGGUCGACGAUCUGAAGAGCGAGCUGGGCGGCAAAUUUGAAAAUGUGAUUGUGGCACUGAUGAUGCCGCCGGUGGAGUAUCUAUGCCAGCAGCUGCACUCGGCAAUGGCCGGCAUUGGCACCGAGGAGGCAACCCUUGUCGAGAUUCUGUGCACCAAAACGAACGAGGAAAUGCAAGAGAUUGUUACCACCUAUGAGGAGAAAUGGGGUCGACCCUUGGCCGAGCAAAUGUGCAGCGAGACAUCAGGAUUCUUUCGACGAUUGCUCACACUGAUUGUGACCGGUGUGCGUGACCCGGUGAAUACGCCGGUGAACGCUGAGCUGGCCAAGGAUCAGGCCUCACAGCUAUAUGCUGCCGGCGAGGCCAAAUUGGGCACAGACGAGGAGGUCUUCAAUCGCAUCAUGUCCCAUGCUAGCUUCCCCCAGCUGCGUCUGGUCUUCGAGGAAUACAAGGAGCUAACCGGCCAGACCAUCGAGCAGGCCAUCAAGCAUGAGAUGGCCGAUGAGUUGCAUGAGGCUAUGAUGGCCAUAGUGGAGUGCGUCCAAUCCCCGGCAGCUUUCUUUGCCAAUCGCUUGUACAAGGCCAUGGAUGGAGCUGGCACCGAUGAUGACACUCUAAUACGCAUCAUUGUCAGUCGAUCUGAGAUCGAUCUAGGCACCAUCAAGAAGGAGUUCGAACGCAUCUACAAUCGCACGCUAUACAGCGCCAUUGAGGAUUCGGAAACAUCGGGCGAUUAUAAGCGCGCCUUAACUGCAUUGCUGGGCGGCGCUUAACUUGGCCUGAAACGUAAAACACAAAUGAAAUUAAAUUAAAAUUAUAAAUAUAUAUAUGUGUAUGUGUACGUAUG
Molecule: messenger RNA, 1108 nt
Organism: Drosophila arizonae
Lineage: Eukaryota; Metazoa; Arthropoda; Insecta; Diptera; Drosophilidae
Gene: AnxB10
Product: Annexin B10
Cellular component (GO): plasma membrane; cytoplasm; vesicle membrane
Molecular function (GO): phosphatidylserine binding; calcium ion binding; calcium-dependent phospholipid binding
Source: RefSeq, a predicted model, not a curated record